AUGCCUCGCUAUAACAUUAAACGUAGACUAGCGGAUGAUCCCUACAAUGAUCGCCGCAUCUUCGUUUUGUCAUGUGUGCACGACGCAAUCUACUAUCUUCGUCACGGACCGCAUCGUCGUAACGAUGUCAUUGAAACAUUAGAGAAGAUUUCUGACAAGAUGGGUAUCGCUAUUUCAAGCUCGGUUUUGGAACGGGAUCCCCAGUUUGAGAGAUUGUGUCGUAAUCUUGAGCUGAUGCUGCCUGUCUUGAUCAGGAUCCUCAACAAGCACAACGACCGGGUCACCGACAAAGAGGUUGCUGAUGAUCUCAUCAGCUGCAUUCCCAGCGUUUUGCAGCAGCCUAAAAAGUGGAAUCCGGAUAUCGAAGAGAUUUCCGAUGAGGAAGAGUUUGAGAAAGAGCAGCGAAGGCAAAAUAGAUAUCCUCGCCAUCACAGAUAG
Penicillium coprophilum is the source of this 438-nucleotide messenger RNA. RefSeq lists its product as uncharacterized. Bases 1 to 438 code for a protein of 145 amino acids. NCBI's taxonomy places the organism in Eukaryota, Fungi, Ascomycota, Eurotiomycetes, Eurotiales, Aspergillaceae. The record is from RefSeq and is a predicted model, not a curated record. The transcript has a single exon.